AUCGCACGAUCCUGCCCGUGAGCAAUCUCCCAACUCAUCUCUGAUAAGGAAAGACAAUAUUUCUUAUUUCUUCCGAUCUGAGAAGAGUUACUUAUCACUUUAAGCCAAUUGCUUUGUAAUACUUUUAAUCCAAUCUAGUUGUAUUGUUGUUCACAAUGAGGGUCAGUUUAAACACAACAAGAGUAAUUACGUCUUACUCUGGCCUGACUUCAUUAUUAGUACAUUACCGGAAUCUAGGACAAACUGCAAUUGAAUAUAAAGAACUCCUGGAUAAGAGGAUGCAAACAUGGCAAAUUCAUUCGUACGGCGGAACCAAUGAUUUGAGAUUAUCUUAUGUAAAUCUGCCGACUUUAACUAAGCCAAAUGACAUUCUCAUUAAGGUGGAAGCAUGUAGCGUCAAUCCCAUUGAUGUGGCUAUGUCCAAAGGAUAUGGCUCUAAGGUAUUGAACGUAAUGCGGAAGGCAACAGGUAUUCUUACCGGUGCCAGUAUUACUAGCUCGGAAAUCGAGUUUCCAUUAACAAUGGGCAGAGACUUUACUGGGAUUGUACUCUCGAAAGGUCACGGUGUUGGAAAUAGGUUGGAACAAGGUGACCAAGUAUGGGGAGUUAUUCCUGUACAUCAACAGGGUUGUCACUCGGAAUGCGUCGUCGUUGAUAGUGAUUUGAUAAAUCGUCGUCCUGAAAAUGUGUCAUAUCUGGAAGGUGCCAGUAUCUUGUACGCAGGCCUUACGGCAUGGUCUGCAUUGUGGUUGACCGGUGGUUUAUGUUAUAAAAUCAAUCUAGCUGCAUAUCGAAACAAAAGAGUUUUGCUUCUUGGUGGUUCUGGUGGGGUGGGAACUCAAGCUAUUCAACUUCUAAAAGCUUGGAACAUGCAUGUUGUUACAACAUGUAGCAGCGACGCAAUCACUCUUUUGGAAAAGAUGGGUGCCGACAUCAUUAUCGAUUAUAAAUGUGACGGUGCUGACCAGUUGAUAAAGUCGGAAGGACCAUAUGACAUCAUUCUUGAUUGUGCCAAUCAAGGGCCAGAUCUAAUAAAAGUCAAAGGCUAUCCACAUUCUACCUACAUAACAUUAAACUCACCAAUGUUAAAAAAUAUCGAUAAGUACGGAUUAUUCGGUGGUGGCAUAAAGAAUAUUGUUGAUAUACUCAAAUACAACAUAUAUGAGCCACAGAAAAUUGGUUCCGUGAAGUGGGGAUUCUUUGUACCCUCCAGGACAGGACUCAAUAUGCUUCAAACUCUAGUAGAGAGUGGCAAGGUAAAACCCGUGGUCAUGGAAGUAUACGCUUUCAAAGAUCUACCCAAGGCUUAUGAACGAAUUGCACGCGGUCACUUGCGAGGGAAGCUCGUAAUCGACUUAAAGCAAGGAUCAUAAUUUGACAUUAAACAAAAUAAUUGGACAGCUCGUUUGAAGUGUCUUAAAUAAAUUUAUUAUGGAUGUAAA
Orussus abietinus is the source of this 1442-nucleotide messenger RNA. Its product is annotated as reticulon-4-interacting protein 1 homolog, mitochondrial. The record is from RefSeq and is a predicted model, not a curated record. Lineage: Eukaryota; Metazoa; Arthropoda; Insecta; Hymenoptera; Orussidae. The coding region runs from base 156 to 1373 and encodes 405 amino acids. The transcript has 6 exons. Gene Ontology annotation, molecular function: zinc ion binding; oxidoreductase activity. Gene Ontology annotation, cellular component: mitochondrion.